This is a messenger RNA of Syngnathoides biaculeatus (alligator pipefish), 2625 nucleotides long. It is a transcript of the gene acvr2ba, whose product is annotated as activin A receptor type 2Ba. The transcript is spliced from 10 exons. Gene Ontology annotation, molecular function: activin receptor activity; activin binding; ATP binding. Lineage: Eukaryota; Metazoa; Chordata; Actinopteri; Syngnathiformes; Syngnathidae. The record is from RefSeq and is a predicted model, not a curated record. Gene Ontology annotation, biological process: cellular response to growth factor stimulus; activin receptor signaling pathway; protein phosphorylation. Bases 665 to 2299 code for a protein of 544 amino acids. Gene Ontology annotation, cellular component: plasma membrane; activin receptor complex.
AUUACGCGUUUAAGAGCAACGUUAAUCCCCGCGGGGGGGCUUCCACAAACAAAUCCCCACGAAUUAGUUGUCGUCGGGGUGAGGGGAGUGGGGGACACACACCGUCCUCCUUGAAAUAAAAAAUAAAAGUCUCUUUUGUAGGUGUGAAACAAGGGCGAAUACACCGGAGUGGCGCUGAGGUCACUCGGGCUGCGGCUGCCUCAAUUCCCCCCUUUGUGUUUACACAUCCGGGUUUUCUAGGCUCGCAGCCCCCGCUCCCCAUUUCGAAGCCAUUUUGGACACACAUCCCACUAACAUGCACGUAAACCCCGGGCGACCUCGCGACGCAUCGUUGCCAACAGCACCGCUUUCCGCCACAAGGACCGAAAAACGCUCGUUUCUCCCUCCCGGUUCUUUUUUGUUUUCUUCCCCAAAGCCACGCGGGACGAACCGAGCCAGCCGGCGGCUCGACUAAUCUGCCCCCCCCCCCCCUCGGUCUUUUCUUCUCGGAGGUGGUGGUGGUGGUGGUGGUUGGUGUGGCAGCGGCGGCGCUUACGAGCCAGGGAAGGCUCGAGCUUGGAGGGGGGCCUGCGGUCGCUUUUGACUACGCCGGGGCAGAGGCGUGGAUGUGCGGGACGGAUUCCAAACGGCGGAGCUCCGUGGUGGUGCUUUUUAAGGACGGAACAUGUCUUUCUCGUGGCUGACUUGUUCACUUCUGCUGGGAACUUUAUGCGCAGGGUACAGCGUGGGCGAGGCGGAGACGCGCGAGUGCGUGUUCUACAACGACAACUGGCGGGCCGAGAAGACCAACCAGAGCGGCUUUGAGCGCUGCGACGACAAGGAUAAGGACAAGGACAAGCGGCUGCACUGCUACGCCUCCUGGCUCAACUCCUCAGGGACCAUCAAGCUGGUGAAGAAAGGCUGCUGGCUGGACGACUUCAACUGCUAUGACAGGCAAGAUUGCGUCUCCAUGGACGAGAACCCUCAGGUCUUCUUCUGCUGCUGCGAGGGCAACUACUGCAACGAGCGCUUCACCCACCUACCCGACUUGAUCAGCGUUGGCAACAGAGUCAAAAUUCGCCCUCCGCCCCGCGUGCUGUCCAUGCUCAACGUGCUGGUCUACUCCCUGCUGCCGCUAUCCGUGCUCUCCUUAGCAAUCAUUCUGGCCCUGUGGAUGUACCGUCACCGCAAGCCCCCCUACGGCCACGUGGACCUGAGUGAGGACCCUGGACCUGUCCCUCCAUCGCCCAUGGUGGGCCUGAAACCGCUGCAGCUGCUGGAAAUCAAAGCCAGGGGCCGCUUCGGUUGCGUCUGGAAAGCCCAACUCAUGAGCGAAUACGUCGCAGUCAAGAUCUUCCCCGUACAGGUGGGCCAUUGCUUUUGCGCUGUACGUUCAAUUUUCACCCGAUCGGGGUCUAGAAGUCGACAUCUGUUUGUGGUCGCACAGGAUAAACAGUCGUGGCAAAAUGAGCGAGACAUCUUCCUGACACCGGGUAUGCGGCACGAGAACAUCCUGCGCUACAUUGCCGCCGAGAAGCACGGCAGCAACCUUGAGACGGAACUGUGGCUCAUCACUGAGUUCCACGAGAGAGGUUCGCUGUCUGACCACCUCAAGGGCAACACUGUGACCUGGAGCGAGCUGUGCCUCAUAGCGGAGACUAUGUCCCGCGGCCUAGCCUACCUCCACGAGGACAUUCCCAGCAACAAGGGAGAAGAACCCAAACCCACCAUCGCACACAGGGAUUUCAAGAGUAAGAAUGUAAUGCUCCGGAAUGACCUGACUGCAGUCAUCGGAGACUUCGGGCUCGCUGUAUGCUUCGAGCCCGGGAAACCUCCAGGGGACACUCACGGACAGGUGGGUACGCGACGCUACAUGGCUCCUGAGGUGCUGGAGGGAGCCAUCAACUUCCAGCGAGACUCCUUUUUGAGGAUUGACAUGUACGCCAUGGGCCUGGUGCUCUGGGAGCUGGUGUCUCGCUGCAGCGAAACGGACGGUACCGUGGGCGAGUACUUGCUGCCGUUUGAGGACGAAAUAGGGCAGCAUCCAACCUUGGAGGAUCUGCAAGAUGUGGUCGUGCACAAGAAAAUGCGUCCAGUCAUCAAGGACUGUUGGCUCAAACAUCCGGGUCUGAGUCAGCUGAGCGAGACCAUCGAAGACUGCUGGGACCACGAUGCCGAGGCCCGGCUUUCGGCUGGCUGCGUGGAGGAGCGCAUCAGCCAGAUUGCCAGGACCACCGGCGGCACUACCUCAGACGGCCCGGUCUCCAUCGUCACGUCUCUCACCAACGAGGACCUACCUCCCAAAGAGUCCAGUACCUGAACAUGGGCAGUGCUCCAGACAUUUUUUUUAUUUUUUAUCUUUUUUUUUUUUUUUUCUUCAAACCCAAACUCAGUGGAUCUUGGUGAAUAUUUAAUAACAUGCAGCUGCUAUUUUAUCCCAAAUACUGGUAAUUUUUUUUUUCCUGGGAUGUCAGAUCUUACUAACACAUCCAUCUGCUGUAGUUUGGACAUAGUAUUAAGCUAUGCGACAGGCAACACUAAAUGUCGUCAUUACCUCAUGUAUUUUUUUUCGUUAAUUACCUCAUAAUUUCUUUUUCUAUUUUUUUUUUUUGAACACCCCCGCCCUCCCUCUCAAUCCCCUCCAAU